Bacillus rossius redtenbacheri is the source of this 1888-nucleotide messenger RNA. RefSeq names its product calponin homology domain-containing protein DDB_G0272472-like. The record is from RefSeq and is a predicted model, not a curated record. The transcript is spliced from 6 exons. NCBI's taxonomy places the organism in Eukaryota, Metazoa, Arthropoda, Insecta, Phasmatodea, Bacillidae. The coding region runs from base 222 to 1037 and encodes 271 amino acids.
AAGAUUAUUUUGGAGGGAAUUAUAGUGAUUUCAAGGAUUCCUAGCUCCAUCGGAUUCAAGAUAUUCAGUAAAAACAAGAAGAAAGAAAGAAACCUUAAACAUUGUAAAUUUUAUAACUGCUCGUGUGAUUUAAUUUAAUCAUUGAAGCAUUUCUUCACUAAAGAAUGCAAAUUAUAUAGAAAGAGUAUUUUUUUGACAUAUAACGCAUUCUGGUUCAAGCCAUGAGCAGAACGCCUGUCGAAACAUCCGCUGUGAGUUACCACGGCGGGCUUCAGGCCUCUACGCCCAUCACGAGUCCCGAGACGAUGCCCGAGGACGCUGGCUUGGACAGCUCCGAGGAGGAGCUGGCCUGUGAUUGGCUGGACGACAGCACGGUGGAGCUCCUGUUGCCGCUCGCACGGCAGAUCAGUGACGAAUAUCUCGGCACUGAGACAAAAACGACUUCCCUUCUCGAGAAAUGUGGUGUUGCUUAUCAUCAGUUCAGCGACGAAGCAAAGUGCGCCGUGGACUUCCUGGUGAAGCAAACACAGGUGUCGGUCGGAGGCACGACAGCAGCCAGUGCCGCGAUGUUCGGCAUGAAGCAAUUGGAGAAGAUCUCCAAAGACAGACAUCGCAGGAAGAUGGAGAGAGACGCAGCGAAGCUGAGGCAGACGCUGGCAGAAGUCACUCUGAGUCUGGAGACAACCAAGCAGAGACUGGAGGAGUUCGAGAAGCUCGUCGCGGAUGAAGAACUGUCGCUCGUGAAGAUGCAGCUGGAAAGCAAAUCCAAGUCUGCUAUAGAAAAGAAAAAGAAGAGGGCCGAUUCACUUGAAGGGAAGGUGCGCUGCCUGCGACUGGGGGAGGCGACCCCGGGGGCGUGCGAGGCUCAGCUCGACGCCAGGCGGGCGCUGGAGGAGGAGCGGGGGGUGCUGCAGGCGCAGCUGAAGGAGUUCCGCGACCUGCCGCCCGACACGGCCGAGGCAGAGGCCGUGCUGCGCGAGGCCCAGGGCGAGCUGGCCGCGCUCAAGAGGCAGCUCAAGACACUGUACAAGCCGUGAGCACGCCCCGCCCCGUCGUUCCAUGCCGUGUCUGCCGCUCGUUCCACCUCAUAAACAUAGCUUAUGUAAAUAUGUUAAGUCUUCUUCCUAUAAGUCAUUUUAAUUAUAUACAUAUUGAUUAUUCUUUUUAUAUCUACCAGUACAGAAAAACUUUAUAGCUGAGUACCAGCUGUAUGCAAAUUUAUUAGUUCUCUGUGCUAUGAUUUUACUUUCUUCAAAAAUGACAAUACUUGCACAUUUUAACAUUAUGUCACACUUUAAAAAAAAAAUUAACUGAAUGUAAAUACACAAAAAUAAAACGUUUUUGUAAAAUAAAAUUAAACCAGUCUGACGUUUAGAAUAGUUGAUACAAGCACCUACAAAUUGUGUCACCUUUGGUUUUGCUACAGUCCUGUUGAUUGAUGGUGCAAGAGAAAAAGAAGUACAUUGGCAAUAUUAUUUAUUUAUUUUUUUUUUUUUGAAGUUUGUUUGCUGUGUUACAAUCAUGAUGCACUGUUGUCCAUUCGUUCCAAAGUGACUUUUGAUUUCUAGUUUUUUUGAGACACAGAGAUAUUAGUCUAUGAAGUUGGUUUCUGUACUAAAGUUGAAGUCCACAAAGUCUUUAAAACAUGCCCAAAAAUUUACUUUUGUGUAACUUUUUUAUGUGCAGGACUCAAGCCAUUAAAAACAAGAAAAAUAUUUCAAAAUUCCAGCAAGUAUCUUUGUUGUGUCACUUGAUACCUCUCGUUCUUUAAAUUAUUCAUGCAAUGGGGAAUUUUGAUUUAAUGCAGUCUUUUUUUUUUUACAUAUGCCAUUGCAAUUUUGCACUUUUUAUCAUGGAAAAAUUUUGAAAACAAAAAAAUAAAUAAAAA